AUGAAUCGUCUAUCCCCAGGAAAUGUUUCUAGACUACAAGCUCAGUUCCGUGGAGUACAAUAUCUUAUCAUAGAUGAGAAGUCUAUGAUGGGUCUUUCCCAACUGGCCCUAAUCGAUUCCCGAUGCCGGGAGAUCUUUCCGGACCAACGAGACGUGAAUUUUGGGGGUUCUAAUAUUGUGAUAUGUGGUGAUUUUUUCCAACUCCCUCCAGUACUGGCAAAGCCGCUAUUUUAUAACAAAUUCGUGUCAUUGAUCAACAAUGAGUUUGCUAUAAAGGGCUACGUUUUAUAUCGGGAAUUCAAGAUAAUCAUCGAACUUAACGUGGUUAAAAGACAAUCUGGCGAUUCACACUUUCUAGACCUGCUUUCUAGUCUAAGAAGGAAUGAAAUAUCGCGGGAAGAUUGGCAAUUACUUUGCAGUCGAAUUCAAGCUGUUAAUUUACAGCAAAUUGAUGAGUUCAAAGAUGUGAUUCGCCUUUACAACAAAAAGGAUGACAUCGUGGCAUAUAACCAUGCUAAAUUGAGAGAUCUCAAGCAUCCUGUUAUUUCUCUAUCCGCCACUAAUGAGCCAAAAGAAGCCGAAAAGGUUGAUAGUAAAGAUGCUGGAAAUCUUCACAACACUUUGGACAUUUCAAUAGGAAGCCGGGUGAUGCUAGGAGAGAAUAUAUGGACGGAGCGCGGGCUUGUGAACGGCGCAUUUGGCACUGUUCAUGACAUUGUAUGGCCUGAGGAUUGUGUCGAUCCACGAAAAGAGCCCCCAUUGGCAAUAUUGGUUCAUUUUGAUCAGUCUCGACGAGAAUUUAUAGUUGAUAACAAGAACUGCACACAUACCCAGUUUCCACUAGUGGUGGCUUAUGCUAUCACCAUUCACAAAUCUCAAGACAUCACUUUAUGGAGAGCUGUUCUCAAUAUCAAGGAGAAAGACUUUGCACCUGGCCUCACAUAUGUAGCCAUUUCCCGGGUUAAAUCACUCGAUGGCAUCCUAUUUGAAGAGCCAUUUGAUUAUGAGCGCUUUUCUCAUAAGAAAUCUGACACAGAAAUAAUGCGGGAGGAAGAUUUACAGCUACGAGCUGCUCAGCAUUACAAUCCUCAUAGUUCUCCAUCACUUCCUUCAAUGCAUUCUCUCCCUCGUGUCUCAUUAUCCCAGUAUCUUUCAAGUCAGGAGCUGGGAUCAACAAAUGAGUUACCAACGUCGAUGGGAUUUCAUAUGAGCAGUGAGAUGUGA
Molecule: messenger RNA, 1224 nt
Organism: Talaromyces stipitatus ATCC 10500
Lineage: Eukaryota; Fungi; Ascomycota; Eurotiomycetes; Eurotiales; Trichocomaceae
Product: ATP-dependent DNA helicase PIF1, putative
Exons: 3
Coding region: 1-1224 (407 amino acids)
Biological process (GO): DNA repair; telomere maintenance
Molecular function (GO): DNA helicase activity
Source: RefSeq, a predicted model, not a curated record